ACUUGCAGUUGAACGUUUAUGCAAACGCUUAUUAUUGAAGCCUAUCCCUCAAACUUAUUUCGUAUUAAACCCAUCGACUCCUCAUUGAUUCUUGCUCACAGUCAGAAACUAUCUCCUCUCUUUCUCUCUGGCACACAAACCAAAGAUCACUAAGACAUCAAAUCCACAACAUGGGAACACUCGUUGGACAUGUUUUACCAGGUCUUGCUUUCUUAGCACUUGGCUUAUGGCACUUAUUCAACAACAUAAAGCUCUUUUGUCUUCGUCCAAACAUAUUCUAUUCAUCUAUAUGGUUCCCAGUAUCAAAGAUCAGGUACUUAGAGCUCUACUUCAUCAUGUUCUCUUCAUCAGCUUCCAUAUCAAUGGAGCUCUUCGUUGGACCUACAAAGCACCAGCCCUUUGACUCAGAUGGCACCAUCCCAUCAAACCACCUCCACAACUUUGAACAUUCUUUUAUCUCCAUGUCCUUCUUGGUUUAUGCUGUUUUAGCACUAGUGCUUGACCGAGCACGACCUAGAGCAGCGGCUUCUGAGGGGCUAACCAUCCUAGCUGCAGCCGCUGCCUUCAGUCAGGAGCUACUUCUUUUCCAUUUUCACUCUACCGACCACGUGGGUUUUGAGGGACAGUACCAUUUGAUCCUCCAACUCAUUAUCUUUGUCUCUCUCCUCACCACUCUCAUGGGUGUUGCCUUGCCCAAGAGCUUUUUGGUGAGCCUUGUGAGAUCUUCAAGUAUAGUUUUUCAAGGAGUGUGGUUUAUAUUUUUGGGUUGCAUGCUUUACACACCAAGUUUGAUCCCUAAAGGAUGUUUUAUUUACGUUGAAGAUGGGCACCAACUGGUCAAUUGUUCAACCCAAGAAGCUCUUCACAGAGCUAAAGCGUUGGUCAACCUCGAAUUCAGUUGCUUAUUCGUUAUAAACACAAUAUGUGUUGUGACACUAUUUUUGAUUAUGGAUCGAAACUACGGUGGAAACAUAGAGUAUUCUAGUCUAACCACCAAUUAUCAAAGAGGUCAAUAUGAUGAAGAGCAACAACACUUCGAGACUCAGAAAAUGAGUUUUGUCCAGAUGGGUAAACUUGUUGAUCAUGAAGAUAAAAUGUGAGAAACUUUCUUAGUGAUGAUCGGUUAUGUCAUGAGAUACAAAAAAUGUUUAUUCUAGAUAAUAAAGUCUAUUUUACCAACUCAAUUCAAAUUGUUAUUAAUGUUUUCAUGUUUUAAUGUUUGUUGUAAUAAAAGGAAGUUCUCCAAACUA
This is a messenger RNA of Brassica napus (rape), 1250 nucleotides long. Its product is annotated as transmembrane protein 45A-like. The transcript has 2 exons. The record is from RefSeq and is a predicted model, not a curated record. Lineage: Eukaryota; Viridiplantae; Streptophyta; Magnoliopsida; Brassicales; Brassicaceae. The coding region runs from base 171 to 1100 and encodes 309 amino acids.